UACGCCAGGUAGCACAGUGCGCCACGCUUCCGUCGACUCUGAAAUAGCAGAAGAAGAAAAGAAAGCAGAUUCAGGGAAUGCAAUCGCUGCAAGAGAAAGCUUCCGAGUGGAGCGGAGUCGACUCGGCCGACGCGUUCGCCAUUGACAGCACCAAUCUCUUCCAGAAACUAGGGCUGCAGGCCUUCAUCAACCUCUCCACCAACUUCUACACCAGGGUCUACGAUGACGAAGAAGAGGAGUGGUUCAGAUCGAUAUUCGCGAACUCGAAGAAGGAGGAAGCAAUCCAGAACCAGUACGAGUUCUUUGUGCAGAGGAUGGGCGGGCCUCCCUUGUACUCUCAGAGAAAAGGUCACCCUGCACUAAUUGGACGACACAGGCCUUUCCCAGUGACGCACCGAGCUGCAGAGAGGUGGCUGCAUCACAUGCAGAAUGCAUUGGAUAGCACUCCAGAGAUCGACCCAGAAUCGAAAGUUAUAAUGAUGAAUUUUCUCAGGCAAGAUGUCUCCCAGUUUCUGAAUCAUCUAUGUGGUAACUAACUGGUUUAAUCAUCUCUCGUUAUACUCUUUUCUUCAGGCACACUGCAUUCUUUCUGGUGGCUGGAGAUGAACUGAAGAACCCAAAAUCGACCAGUCCAGUGUAAGCUAGCAGCAAACUGACUUCAGUGUAGACUUAUGUACUACAGCGCUAUUGAAAAAGUAGACACCUUUGUUUGUUGUGUAAAACCAAUUGGGGGGAGGGGAUUUUGAUUGUUUUCGAGAUAUGGAAAAGCUCGAAGACUGAGAAUGCAAUCUUUUCAAAAACAGAAAAAGAAAAGAGUCUCCAUGUACUUGCAAAACCAGAAGGCCAUAGCAGGAUGUCAAUGUAAAAGAUGCUGAAAUUGCUGACUAUUGAUGAGUUUGUCUUUGAUUCUGGAGUUCAUCGCGACUAAUGGUUCAAGUUAUAAUAGCAGAAUCGCG
Molecule: messenger RNA, 956 nt
Organism: Linum tenue
Lineage: Eukaryota; Viridiplantae; Streptophyta; Magnoliopsida; Malpighiales; Linaceae
Source: the annotation of a GenBank genome assembly